GUUUGGAUGAAAUUCCUUUCCAAUAAAGUACUAGUAGCUAAAAAGGCCCACCUCACUGAAGUUACCUUCCAUUUUUUCUAAGAACCACUCGUUCAGGAACCAUGAUGAUGGAUCCACGGACUCUCAUACAAGUGUAUUUCUCCGAAGACUCACAGACUUCAAAAGUUUCUUAUCGCAGGUGAUAUUCAUACACCGGACAGGUUUUCAGGAAUAAUGCAUGGCCAUGGCCUUGGCAGUGAAAGGGAUCCUCUCUUGAGCAGACAUGCAGGUAGAAAGAGAGAUGCUGCAGCCGAGAAUGGUCAGCUCACUGACCUUGAGCAUGGGGAUGGAGCACCGGCCCCAAACGUGGGAUUCUUCCGGGUGCUUUCACUAGCUAAACCUGAAGCGGGUAAGUUAAUCAUUGCAACAAUAGCACUCUUGAUCGCAUCAACUUCUAGCAUUUUGAUUCCAAAAUUUGGAGGAACAAUUAUCGAUAUUGUUUCAAGGAAUAUCCAAACUGAUGAACAGAGAGAUGAAGCUAUAGGAGCUGUAAAAAGCACUAUUCUUGAAAUAUUUUUGAUUGUAAUUGUGGGUUCAAUCUGCACAGCACUUCGUGCAUGGUUGUUCUCUUCUUCUAGUGAAAGAGUUGUGGCUCGCUUGAGAAGGAACUUAUUCAGCCACCUCAUUCACCAAGAGAUAGCCUUCUUUGAUGUCACCCGAACUGGGGAGCUCCUUAGUAGGCUCUCUGAAGACACUCAGAUCAUAAAAAGUGCAGCAACAACAAAUCUUUCAGAGGCUCUGAGGAAUCUUUCUACUGCAUUUAUUGGUCUAGGAUUCAUGUAUACAACUUCAUGGAAACUAACAUUGUUGGCUUUAGUAGUUGUUCCAGCCAUAUCAGUUGCUGUACGCAAAUUUGGCCGUUAUAUGCGUGAACUUUCCCACAAGACACAAGCUGCAGCUGCAGCGGCCUCAUCAAUUGCCGAGGAAAGUUUUGGGGCAAUACGCACAGUCAGGUCUUUUGCGCAAGAAGAUUAUGAGACAUCACGGUACUCUUUAAAAGUUGAAGAGACUUUGAACCUUGGACUUACUCAGGCUAGAGUAGUCGGUCUUUUCUCUGGAUGCCUAAAUGCAGCAUCAACUCUAUCAGUCAUUAUUGUAGUGCUUUAUGGAGCUACUUUGACCAUUAAUGGCUCAAUGACAGCUGGAUCUCUGACAUCGUUUAUUCUUUAUAGCUUAACUGUUGGAUCCUCGGUAUCUGGACUAUCUGGAUUAUACACUGCAGCGAUGAAAGCUGCAGGAGCAAGUAGGAGAGUUUUUCAGCUCUUGGAUCGGGUCUCAUCAAUGCCAAAAUCAGGAAAUAUUUGUCCUUUAGGAGAUCAAGAUGCAGAGGUAGAAUUAGAUGAUGUUUGGUUUGCUUAUCCUUCCCGACCCAACCAUAUGGUCCUCAAGGGUAUUACGUUGAAACUAGAACCUGGGUCAAAAGUUGCUCUGGUUGGUCCAAGUGGCGGCGGAAAGACGACAAUAGCUAAUUUGAUAGAGAGGUUUUAUGAUCCCACCCAAGGAAAGGUCUUCCUCAACCGGGUUUCUUUGUUAGAAAUCUCUCAUGAACAUUUACACAAAAAGGUCAGCAUAGUGAGCCAGGAACCCAUUCUUUUCAAUUGUUCUAUUGAAGAGAACAUUGCCUAUGGCUUGGGUGGCACAACAAGCAUGAUAGAUAUUGAAAAUGCAGCUAAAAUGGCAAAUGCCCAUGAGUUCAUUUCAAGUUUUCCUGAAAAAUACCAAACACAUGUGGGAGAGCGUGGGCUAAGGCUUUCAGGUGGUCAGAAACAGAGAAUAGCAAUUGCUAGAGCUCUGCUGAUGAAUCCGAGGGUUUUACUUCUGGAUGAGGCCACAAGUGCUCUUGAUGCUGAAAGCGAGUAUCUUGUUCAGGAUGCGAUGGAUUCUCUUAUGAAAGGGAGGACUGUACUUGUCAUAGCUCACAGGCUUUCCACUGUGAAGAGUGCAAAUACUGUGGCAGUGAUCUCUGGUGGGCAGAUAGUUGAGAGUGGGACUCAUGAUGAGCUUCUGAGCAAGGAUGGCAUUUAUACAGCACUGGUUAGGAGGCAGUUGCAGGCACCUAAAGACUGAAAUGUAUGCCUUACCUUCUAGCAGUAGUUUCUUGUGGAGUAACAAUUGAGAACUACAAUGCAAUCAGAUUGGAGUUACUUGUUUAGGAACUACCCACCAGACACAAUUUGAAAUCCACUACGUUCUCCCUACCAUUGGACUAUUACACAAUGAGACCACCUUCCUCCUCGAGGGAUAUAUUUGCAUACCUUUCAUGCAUAGCUCCCAACCUAGGUAGGAACCCUGCUUGAUUUCCAUAAAAGAUUGGAAAAUGAAAGGGGUAAUUUGAGUUUGCACCCCAUAUUAUUGUCUAAAUUGGAUUUUGCACCUCGUUUUUAAAAAUCUUUGUUUUUGCACCUCAUUUUUAAAAUCUUUGUUUUUGCACCCUAUCUCCAUAUGAAAAGACAAAAAUGCCCUCAAUCAGGAAUAUGUUGAAGGUCAACAUAAUUGUUAAUGGAUGGGCAUUUUAGUCUUUUCAUAUGGGGUUGGGGUGCAAAAACAAAGAUUUUUAAAAAUGGGGCGCAAAGUCCAAUUUAGACAAAAAUAUGGGGUGCAAACUCAAAUAUACUCCAACAACAACAACAACAUCCAAGCCUUAGUCCCAAAAGAUAUUGGGGUCGGCUAACAUGAAUCGAUACAUGAUAUCACAACCAAAAGGAAAAGAAGGAAUAAAGAUAAAAAAGAUAAGCUAUUAUGAAAAGAUAAUAUAAAAAAGAUGAAUAUAUAUAAAAAUGAUAAAAUAAAAAGGCUGCAAAUAAUGCAUAUAUAUAUAUAUAAGGAUAAAAAAAACUAGGAAAAAAAAGAUGAGGGAAAAAGAUUAUCAAGAUCACUCCUUCACGUGAAUACACGCCCUCCACUUAGUUCUCUCUAAAGUCAUGCCCUCAUCCAACCCCAAAAGAAGCAUAUCACUUCGAACUUCCCUAACCCACGUCUGUUUGGGUCUUCCUCUCCCUCUCUUCCCUGCCUCUUCUCCACACAUUUCAAAUCGCCUAACAGGUGCAUCACUCGGUCUUCUACGCACAUGACCAAACCACCGUAGGCGCGACUCUCGCAUCUUGUCUUCAAUAGGUGCUACUCCC
Messenger RNA from Cuscuta europaea, 3164 nucleotides. NCBI's taxonomy places the organism in Eukaryota, Viridiplantae, Streptophyta, Magnoliopsida, Solanales, Convolvulaceae. The record is from the annotation of a GenBank genome assembly.